Molecule: messenger RNA, 1019 nt
Organism: Vanrija pseudolonga
Lineage: Eukaryota; Fungi; Basidiomycota; Tremellomycetes; Trichosporonales; Trichosporonaceae
Gene: rrp4
Product: Exosome complex component rrp4
Exons: 4
Coding region: 19-984 (321 amino acids)
Biological process (GO): exonucleolytic trimming to generate mature 3'-end of 5.8S rRNA from tricistronic rRNA transcript (SSU-rRNA, 5.8S rRNA, LSU-rRNA); poly(A)-dependent snoRNA 3'-end processing; CUT catabolic process
Cellular component (GO): nuclear exosome (RNase complex); cytoplasmic exosome (RNase complex)
Molecular function (GO): RNA binding
Source: RefSeq, a predicted model, not a curated record
CACUACACCACCAUCACCAUGUUCAAGAUCUCGCGCCUGCCAGCAGAGACACUGCCAUACGCCGACGCCGUGCGCGCGCCCGUUGCUGCACCGAUGGAUAUCGACGACGACCUCGGCGAGGGCACCAGCCUCGGCGGACGGCGGACGGUCGUGACCCCCGGCGAGGUGAUCACGAGUUCGAAGGAGUACAUGCGAGGCCACGGAACCUACGUCGAGGACGACAACGUCGUGUCGUCGGUCGCGGGCACGAUCGAGCGCGUCAACAAGCUCAUCUCGGUCAAGGCGCUCAAGUCGCGCUAUGUUCCCGAAGUCGGUGACCUUGUCAUUGGGCGUAUUGUCGAGGUCGGCGCGCAGCGCUGGCGCGUCGAGGCGAAUGCGCGCCAGGACGCCGUGCUCAUGCUCUCGAGCGUCAACCUCCCCGGCGGUGUGCAGCGCCGCCGAGUCGAGAGCGACGCGUUGAAGAUGCGCGAGUUUUUGGCCGAGGGCGAUCUCCUCGUGGCCGAGGUCCAGGCCUUCUUCCAGGACGGCGCAAUGUCCCUGCACACCCGCUCGCUCAAGUACGGCAAGCUGCGCAACGGGCAGCUGCUGCCGCUCCCUCCGCGCCUGGUCCGCCGUCUCAAGUCGCAUUUCUACCACCUGCCGCCGCCGUGCGGCCCCGCCGGCGUAGACGUCAUCCUCGGCCUCAACGGCUAUGUCUGGGUCUCGUUGGGGACGAGCCAGGCGUCGCGCGAGGGCGGAGAGGGGUUCGACGCCGAGGGCGUGUACCGUAACGAGAAUGAUGAAAUCGACCCAGAGUCCCGCCAGGCCAUCACCGACGUCGCAAACGUCAUCACCACCCUCGCCAACCACGACGUGCCCCUCUCAGACGCCCUCAUCUCCGAGGGAUACCAGUGGCUCCGGGCCGCCGACCUCGAGCCCGGCGCCCCAAUCUCCAAGGAGGUUGGUGACAGAUUGGUAUACGAUCUUGUUCUCGCCGAUGAGUAGUAGCACUGUUGCCAUGUAUACCCCCUCCACGCUCU